Phacochoerus africanus (Common warthog) is the source of this 2230-nucleotide messenger RNA. RefSeq names its product choline/ethanolamine phosphotransferase 1 (gene CEPT1). NCBI's taxonomy places the organism in Eukaryota, Metazoa, Chordata, Mammalia, Artiodactyla, Suidae. The transcript is spliced from 9 exons. Gene Ontology annotation, cellular component: Golgi apparatus; endoplasmic reticulum membrane. The coding region runs from base 404 to 1654 and encodes 416 amino acids. Gene Ontology annotation, biological process: phosphatidylethanolamine biosynthetic process. The record is from RefSeq and is a predicted model, not a curated record. Gene Ontology annotation, molecular function: diacylglycerol cholinephosphotransferase activity; ethanolaminephosphotransferase activity.
ACAAGGUCACCACAGAUUUCAAUUUCGAACCUUCCUCCCCACCCUCCCAUCAAGAAAUCUGAGCCCUGGAUUGACAAUGGGAAUGCAUCCUCAACAGAAGACUUUGUGGGACUGGAGCGAAGGUUCUCGAUAAACGCUUAAAACAAAAUCAAGGAAUCAUUUACACCCACCGCUGCCUUUAACCGGAGGCGAAAAGCUCAGGGACAGAAAGCUCAGCUACGCUUUGCCCGCUGCCAGGAAAAGAUGUGGGAGGCGGAGCUUGGCCGGCCUUGAGACAAGCAGGCGGGAUUCGGACGGUAGUGGAAGAAGAGACCAAGAACCGAGGAAGAAAGGUACAGACCAUCCACAAAAAGCUCUAAAGGAAGAUAAAUUAUUCUUUCCGAAUAAAAGAAAGCCGAGAUCCAUGAGUGGGCAUCGGUCAGCAAGGAAACGAUGUGGAGAUUCUCACCCGGAGUCCCCUCUGGGCUUCGGGCACAUGAGUACUCCAGGGUGUGUAUUAAAUAAAUUGUUUCAGUUGCCUACACCACCACUGUCAAGACACCAACUUAAGCGACUAGAGGAACACAGAUAUCAGAGUGCUGGACGGUCCCUGCUUGAGCCCUUAAUGCAAGGGUAUUGGGAAUGGCUAGUUGGAAGAGUUCCCUCCUGGAUUGCCCCAAAUCUCAUCACGAUCAUUGGAUUGUCAAUAAACAUCUGUACAACUGUUUUAUUAGUCUUCUACUGCCCUACAGCUACAGAGCAGGCACCUCUGUGGGCAUAUAUUGCUUGUGCAUGUGGCCUUUUCAUUUACCAGUCUUUGGAUGCUAUAGAUGGGAAACAGGCAAGAAGAACCAAUAGUAGUUCUCCUUUGGGGGAACUUUUUGAUCAUGGUUGUGAUUCACUAUCAACAGUUUUUGUGGUUCUUGGAACAUGUAUUGCAGUGCAACUGGGGACAAACCCUGAUUGGAUGUUUUUUUGUUGCUUUGCUGGGACAUUCAUGUUCUAUUGUGCACACUGGCAAACCUAUGUUUCUGGAACAUUGCGAUUUGGAAUAAUUGAUGUGACUGAAGUGCAAAUCUUCAUAAUAAUCAUGCAUUUGCUGGCAGUGAUUGGAGGACCACCUUUUUGGCAAUCUAUGAUUCCAGUGCUGAAUAUUCAAAUGAAAAUUUUUCCUGCACUUUGUACUGUAGCAGGGACCAUAUUUUCCUGUACAAAUUACUUCCGUGUAAUCUUCACAGGUGGUGUUGGAAAAAAUGGAUCAACCAUAGCAGGAACAAGCGUCCUUUCUCCUUUUCUCCAUAUUGGAUCAGUAAUUACAUUAGCUGCAAUGAUCUACAAGAAAUCAGCAGUUCAGCUUUUUGAAAAGCACCCCUGUCUUUAUAUAUUGACAUUUGGUUUUGUAUCUGCCAAAAUCACCAAUAAGCUUGUGGUGGCACAUAUGACUAAAAGUGAAAUGCAUUUGCAUGACACAGCAUUCAUAGGUCCAGCACUUUUGUUUCUGGACCAAUAUUUUAACAGCUUUAUUGAUGAAUAUAUUGUUCUUUGGAUUGCUCUGGUCUUCUCUUUCUUUGAUUUGAUUCGCUACUGUGUCAGUGUUUGCAAUCAGAUUGCAUCUCACCUGCACAUACAUGUCUUCAGAAUCAAGGUCUCUACAGCUCAUUCUAAUCAUCAUUAGUGAUGCAGUUGAUGUUAUUAUAUAGGAAACUCAUGUUUUCUGCAGGAAAGAAUCUGAACAUACUAAGAAAGGGGCGGUUAAGAAUAAAUAUAAUUUAUAAUAAUCAAUGUUGUAUAACUUUUAUUCUUUGUUAUUGGUAACACUCCUUAACUAUGCUGUGUAAGAAUGGGAAUUUCAAGUUCCAUCUUGUAUAUUGUGCGUGUCGUCAUACAGCAUUUGGCCCAAGAAAGCAUGCAGGAAAAAAAUGCCAUGUGUUUGUCAUUAUCCUGAAUUCAGAGUAAAAUUGUCGUGGGGAGCAGAUCCCCAGUGGUGGAGAUUUCUACUGUAGAAUAUUUGUGGGCCAAAAAUGGUUGCUUUAUAAUUUUAACAAAUCAUCAUCUUUUAGUGACAUCCUUGUUUCAUGUCUUCUCAAGCUUUCUUUACUAAGGCAUUCAGCUUGUGGCACAGAUUUAUCCCACUAGCUUGUGGGGUGGCACGAGUGAUAAAGAUCUUGAAUUUGGAUUGAGAAGUUUCCUAUCUUUACACUGUUGAGGAAGUCUUUUUUUUUUUUUUUUUUUUAUUGCUCAAGAAAUGGUA